Molecule: messenger RNA, 1173 nt
Organism: Gamsiella multidivaricata
Lineage: Eukaryota; Fungi; Mortierellomycota; Mortierellomycetes; Mortierellales; Mortierellaceae
Exons: 2
Coding region: 1-1173 (390 amino acids)
Source: RefSeq, a predicted model, not a curated record
AUGCUUUCGCAGAUACAACAAAAAUGCGCUGCUAUGGGAAACAAUCCAGAUUUCCUGAAGCUCAAGCGCGAAAUACAAGCGAGGAAGUCCUUUGUCGACUGCAUCGUCCGCGCCGUUGAUCGUCUCGGCCAAACUGUCAAGGAGAACCCGAACGCGCUGCAGGACCAAUGGACCCAGAUCUUUGAGCUGAAGGACAUAGUCGUAGAUGCCAUGAUCGAAUGCAUUCCCUGGUCUUCCCCACGUUGGGGAGAGCUGCAGAUUGCUGCUCAACAGAUUGUCAAUUUAUCGCUAUGGAACUGGGGUGACCUCGACGCCAGUGAAUACUACUCUGCACCGUGCUCACUCCACAAGGACGUAGUGGCAAUCACUAUGAGCUUGAGUGAUCUGGCGCUUUUUGACAUGGAGAUGGAAUCCCUGUAUCCACUCGUCCCAUCCAUUUCAACCAGUCCACCCACUGACGAUGACACGGCGGAAAUCAUCGACCGCUUAUUCAAUACGGAGAUUUUGGACCAGAAGACAAAGUAUCUAUACAGCACGAAGCGCGCUCUUGAUAUGCUGCAAGAACGCUUUGGAAAGUAUUCGAAUGAUCUGAAAGAGACCGAUGCGAUUUUCUGGCAAAUGAAGGGCGAUAGCCCUGCCAUCACGUCUUUUACCUCACCCUUUACCCUGCCCCUCCUCAAGGAAGAAACUCGCCAUGGCAAUUGUCUACUUCCCAAGGGACGUAUCACCAAUAUACUCGCAUUCAUCAACAACACUAUCACGUCCAUCGAACACCUGUAUGAACUCCUUGAACAAUCUCCCGAUGUUCUACAAAAGUUCCGACCCCAGAUUAUCCAGCUUAAAAAUGAAAUUGUUGCAGCUUUUGAGCAAGGCUUGUCGUGGAAGGACUCUGCCCGCCGGAUCGACCUUCAAAACAAAGCCAGGGCGCUCACAAUGUCCUCAAUGUGGACUUGGGGGGAGAUUGACGUAGACCCCAAUCAGUUCGGCUCUGAAACUCCCGUCCCUGUCGACCUUUUCAGUCUGAUUGACGCAAAUGCUUUGUUCAUAUACAACAAAAAGGGGGUCUUUGAGAUGUUGAAAGUACGAUUUCGGGGAAUUGAGGGAGACCACAAGGAGGGAAUACGAUGGAUGAUGAUCAUGGAUAUCGUGGAUGAAGUCCUGAAGGUGCUUUAG